This is a messenger RNA of Schizophyllum commune H4-8, 633 nucleotides long. RefSeq lists its product as uncharacterized. The transcript is spliced from 3 exons. The record is from RefSeq and is a predicted model, not a curated record. The coding region runs from base 1 to 633 and encodes 210 amino acids. Lineage: Eukaryota; Fungi; Basidiomycota; Agaricomycetes; Agaricales; Schizophyllaceae.
AUGAGAGUCUCAAUCGCCUCCGCCUUCCUCUGGGAGCCUCCUCCGCUGCCUCCCACUCCGCCGCCUCCCUCUCAGUCGCCUCCGCCGCUACCCUUACCGACCGCGCCCUGGAGCCACAUCGACUUUUCAUCCACCCAGCCACGCACCCUCCCUCCUCCCGCUCAACGCCCUCCCUCCUCCUCCCACUCGACACGCACCCUUCAUCCUCCCUCGUCGACACCCUGCACCUCCCGUGCUGUGGCGGUCGCCAUCGCUACGGAAUGGGGAGGAAAAACGCGAGAAGAUGGAGAGGCAAAACGCGAGAAGAUGGCGAGCGGACAAGGUGGAUACCCCGCCUUCCCAUCGCACGCUCCCCUCGCCGCUCUCUCCUCCCUCCCCGUCCUCGCUCUCAGGACCCCACCCCCUCCUCGCUCUCAGGACCCCGCACCCUCCUCCGCCCGCGUGCCCAUCUGCCCUUCCGUCCACGCACCGCCCUCUCCUCCCCCUUCGCCCCUCUUUCCUCCCCCUUCGCCCCUCUCUCCUCCCCGCUCCGAGCGGCGCGCCUUCCUCGCCCCUCGCAGGCGUACGUCGCUCGUCGCACCCCGCAAGCGUACGUCGCUCUUCGCACCCCGCAAGUGUGCUUCCCCUCGCUAA